AUGGCUUCGCAACAGACGGUGUUUAUGAAUCAUGGACAAGGAGAAACAAGUUAUGCUCGCAACUCCAGUAUUCAGAACGCUGACCAGGAAAGGAUGAAGCCCAUGAUAGAAGCGGCCAUCGCUGAGCUAUGCACCGCCAACAACGGCUUGUCGCGCGGAAACAUUGUGAUCGCGGACUUGGGCUGCUCCUCCGGCCCAAACGCGCUGACGCUGGUCUCCUUUGCCGUGGAGGCCAUCCACAAGCACUACCUUGAGCUCCAGCAGCCACCGCCGGAGCUGUGUGUCCUCCUCAACGACCUGCCUGACAACGACUUCAACACGGUGGUGAAGAACCUGACUACGCUCCGCCGAAGCGACGAGCCCGUUGUCGUGACCGGCGUCACGCCGGGGUCAUUUUACGAGAGGCUCUUCACUGCUGAAUCCUUGCAUCUCGCCUGCUCGUCCAACAGCCUGCAUUGGCUCUCAAAGGCUCCUGAAGAUCUGACGCGGAACCAAAUCCCGGCUUACGACAUUGAUGAGCACGCUAGGCGUGAAAGACUCCCUCUGGUCGUUGAGGCUUACGCAAACCAGUUCAAGAAAGAUUUCACACUUUUCCUGAAGCUGAGAGCCAAAGAAUCAGUCCCAGGGGGCAAGAUAGUCGUUUCCCUUUUAGGCAGGCGUUCUGAAGGAAUCUCCUCCAAGUUCCCCCGCCUCGUGGAAAUCUUACUUCAGAUUCUAAGUGUUACUGCCUCGGAGGGCGUGUUCGAGAAAAAGAAGCUGAAUUCUUUCUACGUGCCAGUGUAUGAACCUUCUGACGAAGAGCUGAGGGAGAUCAUCCAAGAAGAGGGCUCCUUUUGGAUCAACGAGAUGUGCGUGCAUGGCUUGACGAGCGGCAUGGACAGUGCGCUGAUCACCCCGAACAGGUUAGCGAACCAGAUGAGAGCCGUUUUCGAGCCCCUGGUUGCGCAGCAUUUGGGUGAUGUGAUGGAUGAGUUUGUCAGGACCGCGGAGCAGCGGUGGAGCCUGGAGGGAAGCUUGCAGGACGAGGUGGCCAGACUAGCAACGGUGGCCGUGUCGCUCACCAAGGCAUGAUCGGUGAUUUUAAUUGCUGCUGCCGUGUCAGUGUUAAUUAGCUUUCCUGGACGGCACACAAGAUGACAAGAGUUGAUGAGAUUGAACUAUACUCCGUACUGUAU
Brachypodium distachyon (stiff brome) is the source of this 1175-nucleotide messenger RNA. Its product is annotated as inactive anthranilate O-methyltransferase 1. Gene Ontology annotation, molecular function: S-adenosylmethionine-dependent methyltransferase activity. The transcript is spliced from 4 exons. Gene Ontology annotation, biological process: methylation. NCBI's taxonomy places the organism in Eukaryota, Viridiplantae, Streptophyta, Magnoliopsida, Poales, Poaceae. The coding region runs from base 1 to 1071 and encodes 356 amino acids. The record is from RefSeq and is a predicted model, not a curated record.